AGGGGCCUUGCCUUGAGGGUCUGCAGCUUCUUGGGUUGUGCUUUGUAGAAUGAAGACCAUUCUCAGCAACCAGACCGUUGACAUCCCCGAGCAAGUCAGCGUUUCACUGAAGGGCCGGACAGUCAUUGUCAAGGGCCCCAGAGGAACCUUGCGAAGGGAUUUUAACCACAUCAAUGUGGAGCUCUCUCUCUUGGGGAAGAAACACAAGAAGCUACGUGUUGACAAGUGGUGGGGUAACAGAAAGGAGCUGGCAACAGUUCGCACAAUUUGCAGCCAUGUACAGAACAUGAUAAAGGGCGUUACGCUGGGAUUUCGCUACAAGAUGAGGUCAGUGUACGCUCACUUUCCAAUCAACGUAGUUAUCCAGGAUAAUGGCUCGCUUGUGGAAAUCCGAAACUUCUUGGGAGAGAAGUACAUCCGCAGAGUGCGUAUGAGGCCAGGUGUUUCCUGUGCAGUAUCUCAAGCCCAGAAAGAUGAACUGAUCCUUGAAGGGAAUGACAUUGAAUUGGUCUCCAAUUCAGCUGCCUUGAUCCAGCAAGCCACUACGGUCAAGAACAAGGAUAUCAGGAAAUUCUUGGAUGGUAUCUAUGUCUCCGAGAAAGGAACAGUACAGCAGGCAGAUGAGUAAAACUCUUAAUAGUUGUCUGGACCCUGAAACAAACCACCGUGAGACAUUAUGUGGGCAAGUACCAGCUUUGAAGAAUCUGGUACAAAACCCAAGCACCCU
Molecule: messenger RNA, 727 nt
Organism: Egretta garzetta (little egret)
Lineage: Eukaryota; Metazoa; Chordata; Aves; Pelecaniformes; Ardeidae
Gene: RPL9
Product: ribosomal protein L9
Exons: 7
Coding region: 50-628 (192 amino acids)
Biological process (GO): cytoplasmic translation
Cellular component (GO): cytosolic large ribosomal subunit; ribosome
Molecular function (GO): structural constituent of ribosome; rRNA binding
Source: RefSeq, a predicted model, not a curated record